Cyprinodon tularosa is the source of this 3272-nucleotide messenger RNA. It is a transcript of the gene pex6, whose product is annotated as peroxisomal biogenesis factor 6. NCBI's taxonomy places the organism in Eukaryota, Metazoa, Chordata, Actinopteri, Cyprinodontiformes, Cyprinodontidae. The coding region runs from base 37 to 3207 and encodes 1056 amino acids. Gene Ontology annotation, molecular function: ATP binding; ATP hydrolysis activity. Gene Ontology annotation, biological process: protein import into peroxisome matrix. The record is from RefSeq and is a predicted model, not a curated record. Gene Ontology annotation, cellular component: peroxisomal membrane; cytosol. The transcript has 18 exons.
CGGUAUACAGGUGUUUGGCCGCGAAGAAGAGCCAAUAUGGCGGUGCAGGUUGAGUUAAAUUGUUUGGAAAGUUUUCCCUCACACCUCAGUCCUCUGGAUGUAUUAAUAUUAGAAAAUCCAUUCGAGUCUAUUUUCCAAAAUGAUACUAGCUCACCGACCGUCCUCUUCACCCCGCAGCGGCCUCAGGCCAGUGACAACACCGGCAUUUUACUGCGAGUUCAUCCGACCACUGCGGAGGAGCUCACCAGCUGCGGGGGAAGGAUGGCGGACAGCGACUCUGGACUCCAGCUCCGCCUCUUCACCAGCGAGUAUUUCCAAAACCACUACCGGCUCCAGCGGCGCCCAUGCGUAGGAACCGUCAGGCCUCUGGAGCCGCUCAGCCUGGAUAGAGUCGUUCUCGGAGCCCGCAGCAGACAGAGCCUUCUCUGGGCCGGCGCGGAGCAGUUCACCGGCGGGCUGCUGGAGCUCUGUCGCCUCGGUCAGGAGCCGCUGGUCCGACAGGGAGACCCAUUACUGCUGCCCCAUCAUCCGCUGUUCGGGGAAGAGUCUGUGCAGGUGCAACAGAACCUUCUGGAGCUCCUGGUUCUGGACUGCAGUCCUGUAAGGCAGGGGAAGAUCACAGCAGACACCUCUCUGGUUCUGACGGAGUGCUGGGACGCUGUGGACCCUCCUGGCCGUUCUUUGCCCCCCAGGCCCCCCCGUCUGUGUGUUUCAGACUUUGCUCACUAUGCAGACAGCCUGGCCGGGUCUCGGUCUCUCCUUGACAGCCGGAGGUGUCUCGGUUCUGGGCUGCCUGACGUCUUGCAGGCGUUGGAGUGCAGGUUGGACGUAUGCGUGGUGGACACUCAACGAUGGUCCAGGGUCAAAGGCCCGCAGGGAGAGCUUGUGGACUCAGACGGCUGCGUGUUCAUGAGCAAACAGCUGCUUCUGAGGCUGGGUCUGUUCAACCACGAGUGGGUGAGGUUGUCUCGGUCUGCUGGGAGCUACAGAGGACCGGAGGAAGAGGUCGAUGUCAGGGUUCGCCCCUGCAGAGAGCGCCUGGUCUCUGCAGUCGUGGUGGAUCUAACACCAAGUCCAGAACGGGAGAUUCACGAGGAUGUGGGCUUCAUCUCAGCCACUCUGUGGUUCAACCUGACGGAAGGAGAAGCAGUUCCCUGGAAGAACUCUGCGCUGAGGAUGAAGAGACUGAAACCAGCUCCUCCAGAUCUCAACCAGAACUCCUCCAGUUUCUGCCGCUCGGCUUCUCUGCCGUUCGCCAGUGAGCUUCACAUCCAGCCGGUCCUCUCCCCGCAGUGCGGCCACCUCAGCUGCGCUGACAACCUGCUGGCUGAGCACUUCAGCACGCCACGAGUGGUUUCACUGGGAGACAUCCUGACGGUUCCUGCUAAGAACCCCCCAGACCUGCUGGAAAACAACGCUGACAGGAUCCACAGGUGUCCGGUGCUCUACUUUAAAGUGCAGAAGGUGCUUCAGUCUGAUGCAGAAAGAGGAGGAGCGUUUCUGGCUGAUAAAACUCACACCUCUCUCUACAUGGGAGCGUCUACCAACAGCCGGGUUCCCCCCUGCUGCGUGGAGGCAGAACCUCUGUGGAGCAGCCUGUCUCCUCCAGGCCUCAACAAGACCGUGGACGUCCUCAUCCGCCUCAUCCUGCCUCACCUGGAGCACAGGGACUCUCUGUCCAGCUGCACCGUCCUCCUCCACGGUCCUGCAGGCAGCGGGAAGGUGACGGCGGUCCGAGCGGCGGGACGCAGGUUGAACCUCCACCUGUUGAAGGUGGAUUGUGUCACCGUGUGCGCAGACACUCCCGCCGCCAUUGAGGCGAAGCUGAAGUCGGCGUUCCAGCGAGCCGAAGCCCUGCAGCCCUGCGUCCUGCUGCUCAGAAACCUGCAGCUCCUGCUCAGAGCUGGAGGUGCAGCUGAGGACGACGGCAGGGUGCAGGCGGCUCUGUGUCAGCUGCUCAGCAGCACCCCCGCCAGUGUGGUCGUCGUGGCCACGGUGUGCAGAGCUCGCGAUCUCUCCUCUGGUGUCAUGGGGGCGUUCGUCCACCAGGUGGAGAUGGAGAGCCCUGCAGAGGAGCAGCGGCUCUCCAUGUUGGUCAGUCUGGGUCGAGAACUUCCACUGGGGAGAGACGUGGACCUGCAGAGGCUUUCCAAACUAACCGCAGGCUAUUUGCUGGGGGAUCUGAGGGCUCUGCUGACCGAAGCUGGAAGGGCCGCCUGCAGAAGGUUGAUCCACGCCUGCCGUGGCCGGCGGCAGGAAGACCUGUGCGCCUGUGGGGUCACCAUCACAAACCAGGACUUCAUCUGCGCCCUGGAGAUGCUGCAGGACGCCCAGUCUAAAGCCAUUGGAGCUCCAAAGAUCCCUAACGUCCGCUGGGAGGAUGUUGGCGGUUUGGAGCAGGUGAAGAAGGAGGUCCUGGACACCGUGCAGCUUCCUCUGCAGCGUCCUGAGCUCCUGUCUCUGGGCCUAAACCGGACCGGAGUCCUGCUGUACGGCCCACCGGGGACAGGGAAGACUCUGCUGGCCAAAGCUGUGGCCACAGAGUGCUCCAUGACCUUCCUCAGCGUCAAAGGUCCUGAGCUCAUCAACAUGUAUGUGGGUCAGAGCGAAGAGAACAUCAGAGAAGUUUUCCACAGAGCACGCUCCGCAGCUCCCUGUGUCGUCUUCUUUGAUGAGCUGGACUCUCUGGCCCCCAACAGGGGGCGCAGUGGAGACUCUGGUGGGGUGAUGGACAGAGUUGUGUCUCAGCUGCUGGCUGAACUCGACUCGCUUCAGUUGUCUGCUGGAGUUUUUGUGAUCGGAGCAACAAACCGUCCUGAUCUGCUGGACCAGUCGUUGCUCAGACCUGGCAGGUUUGACAAACUGGUCUAUGUUGGGAUCAAUGAGGACCGAGUGUCCAAGCUGAAGGUUCUCAAGGCCAUCCUCAGAAAGUUCAAGUUGGAGCCUUCUGUGAACCUUCAGGACAUCGUGGAUCGCUGCCCCGCUGUCGUGACCGGGGCUGAUCUGUACGCUCUCUGCUCAGACGCCAUGACAGCUGCCAUCAAGAGGAAGAUCCAUCUGAUCGAAGAUGGUCUGGAUUCGGAGGACUCUCCCAUUUUCCUCUCUGAGGAGGAUUUCUCAGUUGCUCUGAAAAACUUCAAGCCUUCUGUUUCUGAGAAGGAGCUGCUACGAUACCAGAACAUUCACCAGGAGCUCUCUGGAAAGUAAAAACCCUCUGUGAGGCCUUUUUUUUUUUUUUUUUUUUACUGAUGUCUGAGAAUCAUUAUGAAUAA